UCUCCUGCUGUGUGCCAGUCUCUCUCUCUCUCUCUCUCUCUUUCUCCCUCCCCAUUUCCUCAAAGUGGCCAGAUUUGCUCUUUUUACCCUGGUCCUCUCUACAUCCCUCCACUCUUCUUCGUCUUCUUCUUCCUCCAGGUUUGGGAGCAACCGGCACCGGUGACCAGCUCCGCCCAUUCAUCAUCAGCUCCCAGUUUAGAAGACCUCAGGCUUCUAUUUUCCCCUCAAACGUCCUGUGAAGACCUUAUUUUCAUUCUUGACCCUUUUUUUCUUUGAUUGCUCACCCUUCCCGCCUGGAGAAGCCAGCUGGCGUGUGUGUCUGGUGUGUGUGUCGACGUGUGUGAGGGCUUUGGUGCUGUGCUCUGUGUACGCUGAGGGAGUCCCUAAAGGUCGUGACUGGAGGAGAAAAGUUUUGACCACAAUGAAUGUUCAGCUGCUGCUCCUGUUGGCCCUGGCUGGCCCCUUCUGUGCCUUCACACAUGCAAGUCCCACAGAAAUCCCUGCAGAGUUACAGACCCUGUUCUCUAAGACAGACCAUGUAGAAGAAAAAACUGAGGCUACAGGAGAGGGCUUCACUGUUAUCACUGGUCCCCCUCCAACCUUGCCAGGUGUGGCUCCUGUUGAGUCCACAGCAUUAGCUCUACUUGAGGAGUCCACCUUUGCCAUGAAUGUUAAUACUGAAGAGAAUGUCUCUGGGACAGAAACUGUCACUGCUGCUGCUCCAGCAGAACCUCUCACCAGUGAUGCUCCUGUUAAGGAGACCACAACCCCCCCUGAGGAGACAGAGACUGAGGACCUUACAGUAGCCAUCGAGGUGACAACAGCUCCCGAGAUCCAACCUGAGGUGACAGAAGCUCCCGAGGGCCAAGCCGAGGUGACAGCAGCUGCCGAGGUCCAACCCGAGGAGACAGAAGCUCCCGAGGUCCAACCCGAGCUGACGGUAGCCACCAACGCAGACAAGAUGGGACAAGACGAAGAGGUUGUGGUUGAAAAUGGCACAGAGGGGGAGCUGAGUUCUGGUCAGGUGGUUGGCAUCGUUAUUGGCGCUCUGUUGGCAGUGGUCAUAGUCAUCGCUGUAGUGAUUGUCGUGGUGCGGAGGAUGGGAAAAUACUCCCCUUGAAGAAAAAAUCUGCCAAGCAGCAUGAGAACCCAAAGUUCUGGAAAUUCUGAACUACUGAACUGUGACGUCAUUUCCAACCAUUAGAAAAAAAGUACAACGCCAGGACUAAUCCAAUCUAACCAGGACUCUGGACUGCCAAAAAAAAGAAAAGAAAGAGAAACUGGGGGAGGGACUUUGUGUGUAUGUGUAUGUAUGUAAUGUAUAUGAGUGUGAGACAAGAGGGGUACAUGAGCACACAUCCUCACCUUCCCCCGCUAUCUCCAUGACUCCCCCUCAAGCCAGAGAUACAAAAGGCUUUGGCUUCCCUACUCUCUCAUCAAACAAAACAAGGUGACAGCAGGAUGUCACAAAGAAUUUCAAGGCUUUUAAAUGCAUUUUUGUUAAAAAAUAAAUAAAUAAAUAAAAAAAUGAAAAGAAAGGAGUAGAAGGGGAUUUUCUGACAUGUGUGU
Messenger RNA from Solea senegalensis (Senegalese sole), 1569 nucleotides. RefSeq lists its product as uncharacterized. The transcript is spliced from 4 exons. Bases 422 to 1120 code for a protein of 232 amino acids. Lineage: Eukaryota; Metazoa; Chordata; Actinopteri; Pleuronectiformes; Soleidae. The record is from RefSeq and is a predicted model, not a curated record.